This is a messenger RNA of Cladocopium goreaui, 1799 nucleotides long. NCBI's taxonomy places the organism in Eukaryota, Dinophyceae, Suessiales, Symbiodiniaceae. The record is from the annotation of a GenBank genome assembly.
ACAUGACCGGACGCGCUUCGCAGUGGUACCAGCGGAAUUUUCCCCGUGUCGCUUCGCAAAGAUCGGGCGGCAGACUGAAACUGCUACUGCUAUGUUUCGCGGUGGGUUCAAUGCAGGCUACAAUCGCAUGGCUCAGCUACCUCCGUGGCGAUUUGCCUCGCAGCCGUAGCCAUAGCCGAAGACGGGCAGGCCUGGAAGACGACAAGAUCACCCUGCCAACGCCCCGUCCCAUCAACGACCCAUCUGAAGCCGGUGACUGGGAAGAAGGUGGAAAGAAAUUGCUGAAGGAAGGUCCUGACGAUGGUUUGCCACGUUGGUUCCUGGAGCUGAAUGUGGCAGGAUUUGAGCCGGACCUGACCUUCUAUAGCAACUUCAUCGAAAAGGCCGCGCAACGUGGAGAUUUGCGCGCGGCCGAGCGCUGGUUCUCCAACGCGCAGAACGCCAAGUUGGAGCCAAACGGGCGAAUGUUCAGCUUUCUAUGUCUGGCAGCCUCCAAAUCCGGCGAACUGAGUGCCGCGGCGAACUAUGGUGAGAGAGCUGCUCGAUUGGGUGAAGCUCUGGACAAGACUUUGCAGAUCAAACUCUUAUCUCAGGCCUUGGACGCGAGCCGACUGGAUCUGGUGGACCGCUUCUUUUCCUUCGCUGCCGAGCCCGCAAAUGUGAGCACCUACGAAUCGGUGCUGAUGGCUGCGGCCAGCAAUCGAGAUCUGGUCUUCGCGGAAAGGUGGUUGAAACGAGCCGAGGACGCUGAAAGGUAUGUGAACCCCUCCGUUCUUGUGGCUCUGAUGGACGCUGCUGCCUCGGAAGGCAACUUGUCGAUGACGGAGCGCUUCUUCGACUUCGGGGAAGCAAGUGGCAUCCGUCGAGAGAUGGCCGCCUUCAACGCGCUGAUCAAGGCGGCCGCCCUGGCGCGGCGCCCCGCGGCCGCGGAGUACUGGUUCUUCGAAGCGCGACGGGAAGGCCUCCAGCCUUCCCUGAUCACCUACACCUCGCUGAUCAAAGCCUCAGCGCAGACGGGCGAUUUGUUGAGCGCCGAAGCCUGGCUCCGAGAAGCCGAGAGCUCCGGGCUGCGGCUGGACAUCCAGAUCUUCACGGCGGUGAUCGAUGCGGCCGCACGUGCUGGAAAUCUCUCCGCUGCGGAGGAGUGGUUUCAGAGGUGUGAGCAGGUGGGGAAGCCCAGUAUCGUGACCUUCAACACCAUCCUGAGCGCCGCCUGCCGCUCUUCAGAUGCAGAGGCGAAAGGCGCCGCUAUCGAGCGCUGGUUUCGCCGCUGUGAAGCUUCAGGGAGCAGCCCGAACAUCAAGACCUUUAACAUCCUGAUGAAUGCUGCUGCCAAUCGAAACGACUUGAAUGCCACUGAACACUGGUUUCAAGUGGCCUUGACCAAAGGUAUACAGCCUGAUAGCGCGAUGCUGACCCUGUUGCUGACCAUGCUGCUGCAAAACGGUGAUGAGGUGGCGGCCUCGCGUUGGUACAGCGCUGCCAAGCAGAGGUCCGUGCGCCUGACGAACAGCUCGCUGGCGGGCAUUGCCAUUGCUGCAGCGCGCAAAGGCAAGUUGGACUUUUCCAAAUCCAUUGUGGAAGAUGGGCAUAAGAUGGGUCUGAAUUUCAGCGUAGCCACCUAUGCGACUCGGAGAUGCACGGUAUGGGGCAGCUUUUCCGUUUUAGAGAUCGGAGGAAUCGGGGGUGGUGACUGGUGGGGUCGAUUUCAACAUGCUUUCUUUCAUUUCAAUAAGUGGUAUGGUUCAAGCAAGUCAUGCGGAUAUUAUUGGGUGUGUUUAAAAGAUUUUACCCUCUAG